UUGACCUAUUUGGUUUCUACUUAUGCUUAUUGGUACUUACCACCUUUUAAUCUGGAAGUAGGGUUUCAGUCAGCCUGCAUAUAUUUUUAUUCACAGUAUUAUCCAGCAUGCUGCAGUCUUGUAUACGGUGGUGAGCUAAGCUAGAGACCUCAUCGUUAUUGCUGUGCAGUACUCUGCAGAAAACUUUGUACUUUGGAAACUUUGAGAAUGCCUCACUCUGCCUGCCUGGGGUGAGUCACCAGUUGGAGUGGGCCCAUCUCCUCAGGUGAAAUGGCGUGGAGAAACUGGCAGUGAAUGCUGUGCUGUGAAGGACACACGCAAGAGAACCUUUCCACGUCAGCACAAAGGCUAGUUGUAUUAAUUUGUCAUCUACCGAACAAAUUCUAACACCAAAUUUUGCACUACUUUCAAAACCAAAGCCAAUUAAAGCAAUGAAAGAAAAAGCAGAGGAAUAAUGAUGAAGAAACCAAGACACUGGAAUACCAAGCAACAGGAUUUUGAACCUAGACAGUCUGGCUCCAAGCUCGUCAGCUUUAUUAAGAUUUAGCUUUAAUAAAAUUAAGUCUAGAUUUUGAUUCGUUUUGACAAAUGUAUACACAGUCGAGUAACCACUACUACAAUCAUACUAUCUCUUAGAACAAUUCCAUCACCCCAAAAAGUUCCCUUUACCCGUUCGUAGUUAAUCUCCUCCCACAGCCUGUCACCCCUAGCAAACACCAAUCUGUUUUCUACCACUGUAAUUUUGCCUUUUCUAAAAUUUCACGUAAGUAGAAUCAUACAGUGUCUGGCUUCUUUUACUUAGCAUAAUGCUUCUGAGAUUCCUUCAGGGUAUUGCAAACAUUAGUUGUCCGUUACUUUUAAUUGCUGAGCAGUAUUCCACUGAAUAGAUAUACCACAUUUUGUUUAUCUUUUACCAGUUAACGGAUAUUUGGAUUGUUUUCAGUUUGGAGCUCUUACAAAUACAGCUGCUAUGAAUGUUCACAUACAAAUCUUUAGAUGGAUAUAUAUCUUCAUUUCUCUUGGGAAAAUAUCUAGACAUGGAAUUACAAGAUUACAUGAACUAAACUGCCUUCUCUUGGAUUUGAAGAACUGAUGAGAUCAUAGCUGCGAUUACCUCUGAACUCUCUGUCUUUACAAUCCAUUGAAAAUGAUUAGACACGUCUCUGCUAUAUAAACACUGUCCUGGGCAGAUUGUCUUAAGGCGUCCUGUUUUUCAUUUACCAGUUUUUUCCUUAUGGAAAAAGACAGUUUCCAGCAGUUAGAACUAGAAAAGGGUAGACCUUCCAAAAGGAGGACUCCCAAAAGAGUUAUCCAUUUUGUUGAUGGUGACAUCACGGAAGAAUAUAGCACAGAGGAAGAGGAAGAAAAAGAGGAACAGAGAACAAAUUCAACACUUGAUCCUUCUAAACUUUCAUGGGGGUCCUACCUAUGGUUUUGGGCAGGGCGAAUAGCAAGGACCUCAUUUUCUACAUGUGAAUUCCUUGGUGGAAGAUUUGCUCUCUUCUUUGGUCUUAAUCAACCCAAAUACCAGUAUGUGUUAAAUGAGUACUAUAGAACACAAAAUAAGGAAAGUGACAAGGAAAGUGAAGGGAAUGGAUCAAAGGCCCAACCAGCCAAUGUUCCCAAUGAAAAGUGUCACCUGGAGGCUGGGGCCCGAGAGUAUGGAACGAGACAACAGGACAUUGCCGAGGGCAUUCCUCAGUGGAGUAUCUCAUCCAGCGAGGGCCUGAUGGCAGAUUCCAGCUCCUAAUGGGCAGCGGGGCUAUAGUUCCCCUGGAUCUCUCGUCCUCGGUCAUUGAUUACCACGGCAACAGCACUACAGGUAGCUCUUCUGAGCCAGAUCUGAUCUCAAUCUCUUUGUGAUUUAUUCUCCAGCAGCCAGGAAUUGUAAACAAUCAUAAGAACAACUGUGGAUUCUUUCUCAAUGUAAAUUUUUAUUUAUAAGCCCAGCAACCCAACUCCACCCCAGUGAUAUAAGUCCUGUCCGUCAGUUGUGGGCUACUAGUAUUGACAUUUGCACAGUAGUAUAAAUGCCUUAAGGAACUUGGGCACAGGAGUUUUAGGCUGAAACUCUUUGUCACAUGGUGAGGGUAUAGAAAAGGACCCUCUGUUCCUCAAAAGAAACUUUGGGCAUUAUGAAGUCUAAAUCCUUUCAGGGUUUGACAUAAGCCGUGUCCUUCGCAAUAGCUAUGUUGGCUUACUUGGGGCUUGCUUUGCAAUAAGCAAACAUUGCUAAUAACUCUGUUUCAACAUAGCAGUCUUUGAGAGUUGGGUGCAUUUCUCCCCAAACACGUCAAAAAUAAAUAAACAAACAAUCUAAGCUCUAGAAAAAGUAUUUGGAAAAAGUGAAUGAUUCUCUCAUUUACUUGUCAACAAAUUUUCAAAAACUGUAAAGAUCAGACAUGGAAAUCAUAGCUGGAUAACACAGGUUGCUCUGGCCAAAGGUAGCUGUGUUAUAGAAAAACACAGGUUUUGCAGUAAAAAGACCUGAGUUCAAGUCUCAAUUCUGCUUUUUACUAGUCGUGUGAUUUUAGGUGUCUAAAUUUCUGAGCCCCAGUCUCUUUCUUUGUAAAAUAGGGGUGGCAUUUAUUUGUUUCUCAAGGGUUACUGUUAAACGAAAUGAACUAAUAAAUGCGAAAAUUCUUUUA
Delphinapterus leucas (beluga whale) is the source of this 2648-nucleotide messenger RNA. Lineage: Eukaryota; Metazoa; Chordata; Mammalia; Artiodactyla; Monodontidae. The record is from RefSeq and is a predicted model, not a curated record.